UACGACAGAACUGGGAGGAGUCGAGGUGACGCUGACACUCAAGGAAGGUCAACCGAACCUACUGUAUUACAGAGCGCCUGCAUAACAACACUCUGUACCCGACAUAUUUUUCUCCGAGUGUCUUGACUUUGAAGACAUUAUAAUGUCGAAACCGCGCCUUGAAACCAGGAUGUCUUCUGUAGCCCUGGAAAAACUGAGGAUGACGGGUGCUGGCCGAGCCAUUGCUGUACUGACAAGUGGCGGAGAUGCCCAAGGAAUGAAUGCUGCCGUUCGUGCUGUAACCAGAAUGGGAAUAUAUGUUGGUGCCAAGGUCUAUCUUGUUCAUGAGGGCUAUCAGGGCCUGGUAGAUGGAGGAGAAAACAUCAAACUGGCUCACUGGCACAGCGUCACCAACAUCAUCCAACUGGGAGGUACAGUGAUCGGUAGCGCUCGCUGCAAGGCCUUCACCACACGCGACGGCCGGCUGGCGUCAGCCUUCAACCUGGUGAAGCGCGGCAUCACCAACCUGUGUGUGUGCGGGGGGGAUGGCAGCCUCACCGGGGCUAACAUCUUCCGCAGCGAGUGGACCGGACUGCUGGCUGAGCUGGUGGAGAAAGGCAGGAUCUCGGACGACACAGCCAAGCAGUACAGCCACCUGAACAUCGUGGGCCUGGUGGGAUCCAUCGACAACGACUUCUGUGGGACAGACAUGACCAUCGGCGCUGACUCCGCCCUGCAUCGCAUCAUGGAAAUUGUGGACGCCAUCACCACCACGGCACAGAGCCACCAGCGGGCGUUUGUGCUGGAGGUCAUGGGAAGGCAUUGUGGGUACCUGGCUCUGGUGUCUGCGUUGGCCUCAGGUGCGGACUGGCUCUUCAUCCCUGAAGCCCCACCAGAGGAGGGAUGGGAGGAUCGCAUGUGUGCCCGUCUGGAGCAGAGCCGCAGUAAAGGCUCCAGACUCAACGUCGUCAUCAUCGCUGAGGGAGCCAUCCAAAGGAAUGGAGAGGCCAUCUCCUCCGACUACGUCAAAGAUCUGAUCGUCCAGAGGCUGGGCUAUGACACCAGAGUGACCGUGCUGGGGCACGUGCAGAGAGGGGGCACCCCAUCCGCCUUUGACAGAAUUCUAAGCAGUAGGCUGGGGGUGGAGGCAGUGGUGGCCCUGAUGGAGGCCACGCCCGACACCCCUGCCUGUGUCAUCGGCCUGUCGGGUAACAUGGCAACCAGGCUCCCCCUGAUGGAGUGUGUGGCGAUGACUAAGGAGGUCCAGAAAGCCAUGAGUGAGAAGCGCUUUGAUGAAACCAUUCAGCUUAGAGGCAGGAGCUUCGAGAACAACUGGAACAUAUUCAAGCUACUAUCUCACCAGAAACCAGCCACAGAAAAGAGUAAGUACUCCAUGGCGGUCCUGAAUGUCGGCGCUCCGGCCGCCGGCAUGAAUGCGGCGGUGCGCUCGGCCGUGAGAGUCGCUUUGGCCCAGGGACACCGAGUCUACACCGUCAGCGAUGGCUUCUACGGGCUCGCCAACGGACAGGUGUCUGAGGUGGAGUGGCAUAGCGUGGCAGGCUGGACUGGCCUGGGAGGCUCAAAACUGGGAACCAAACGGACUCUGCCAAGCACUUGCAUGGAGAAACUGGUGGAGAGCAUCAACAAGUUCAACAUCCAGUCAUUGCUGGUUGUUGGAGGUUUUGAGGCAUAUGAGGGGGUCCUGGAGCUGGUUGAUGCGCGCGGUCGCUAUGACGAGCUCUGCAUCCCUAUGUGCAUCAUUCCUGCCACCAUCAGCAACAACGUCCCAGGAACCGACUUCAGCAUCGGCGCCGACACAGCCGUCAACGCAGCCAUGUCUAGCUGUGAUAAGAUCAAGCAGUCCGCAUCCGGCACCAAAAGGAGGGUGUUCGUCGUGGAAACCAUGGGGGGUUACUGUGGUUACUUAGCAACCACCACAGGCAUUGCUGUGGGUGCUGAUGCUGCCUACAUCUUUGAGGAUUCGUUCAGCAUCAAUGAUCUGAAGAUGAACGUGGAGCAUCUCACGGAGAAAAUGAAGAAAGACAUCCAGAGAGGCCUUGUGCUGAGGAAUGAGAAGUGCCAUGAGCACUACACCACCGACUUCAUCCACAGGCUCUACUCCUCCGAGGGACGCGGCAUCUUUGACUGCAGAGUGAACGUCCUGGGGCAUCUGCAGCAGGGAGGGUCACCCUCACCCUUCGACAGGAACUUUGGCACCAAGCUGGGUGUGAGGGCGGUCCAAUGGCUCACUGAGAAGAUGGGUGUAACCUUCAGACAAGGGAGGGUGUUUGCUAACGCCCCAGAAACAGCAUGUGUCUUAGGACUGAACAAGAAGGUGCUGGCCUUCAGUCCCGUGACCGAGCUCAAGGAGCAGACCGACUUUGAACACAGAAUGCCCAAAGUCCAGUGGUGGUUGAACUUCAGGCUGAUGAUGAAGAUGUUGGCCAAGUACCAGACCUCCUUUGACGAAUACGUCCCCGGGGAGAUCGAGCACGUGAACCGGAACUCCCUGAGCAUAGAUACUGGGUUCUGAGAAAAAAUGACAACCAACAUGGAAAAACAAGACCAGCAUCCACUAGCCAACACGUUGCGUCACAUCUCACUCUCAAUCCAUCCAGUCAUCUCACUACACCUCUCACCUGUGUAUGUGCCUGAACCUGACAGAGAUCACUCUCAGGGCCAAAUCUGAGCAACAAUCAGGGCCGUGCUGUUUAAAGUACUUCAGUACAUCUCAAGUAUAAACUCAAAGUUUUAUCACAGAUAAAUCAGGCCCUUUCAUUUUUUUUUGUCAUCUGCUUGAUUUAGCUUUGUAUGACGAUGUGAUUAGAAUCUUGAAUGUGAAUUUUAAAACGAAUGAAAUUGAGGAUUUAUGCAAUACAGUGUUAAAAAUAUAAACAAGGAGGGUUGACUUAUAGGUGGCUGAUAUGGUUAGGCAUGCAUGUUGUGAUCAUGAGCCGCCAUUAACCACACAGUCUUUGCUGAUAUUAUUGUGUGUCUACUGUAUAUGUAAUCUAUGCGCCAUUGCUUCAGCCAGAUCAUUACAUCAAAAAAUUACUACACCCAGCGACCUCUGACAAAGAUAUGACCUCAACUUUAAAUGCACUCGCUCCAGCUUCCAACCCCACUCAUAACAACAUGGACCUGAUCAAUGGAGUUAAAACCUGAUCAUUUGCAUUUCACCAGACUUGUAUAAUAGAAAACUUGAGUCUUGGACUGUGCUGGUGUGAAAAGACACCUGCUGGUGAAAUGCUGUAUGAGGUAGAAAGUCAGAAGGCAAUUGUUCACAUGGUUUAACAUCUACCAGCAAUCAACCACAGUUAUAAAUACCAAAAAACUAAUAUUUUAUUACGGUGCUUUAUAAAUGCUUUGGACAGACAUGUCUCACACGUCUGUGGCCAAAGUGUGAUGCAGCUAGGCUUGUGCAUCAUCGCGCUCAUCUAAAUUCGUCCAUGCACUACUAACCUGUAAGCUUUUAUUGCAAAAUGCAACAUUUGUGGCUGAUACUGUGUCUCCCACUGUGAUGUUGUCUAAUAUCACACAUCUAGUGUGCUUUGCAGUGAUUGUGUCACCCGUGGCAUUUUUAAUUUGUGGAACUUUAUUGUUUAUUGAUGUUUGUUGUACAUUAAGCACUUUGCACAUAGAAUUGUCAAUCAAUCCUUGACCCCUAAAAAAAUAUAUAUAAAUCUAUAAAACAGUGAGGGUAUAAGUGCAAUAGAUUUUUUUCUUUUUAAAGAAAAGGUAGUUGUCUGUGACCGCUGUUGUAACAAAUUAGCUGUUAGUAAUGCUGUUGUAACACUCCAAUAGGUAUGUGUAUGAUUCCAUUGUAGAACUCCGAUGUGAAUAUAGUGUUCUAAUGUUAUGGUUGAACUUCAUUUAUGAUUAAAUCAUAACAUAGUCAAUAACA
Messenger RNA from Clupea harengus (Atlantic herring), 3883 nucleotides. RefSeq names its product phosphofructokinase, liver a (gene pfkla). The record is from RefSeq and is a predicted model, not a curated record. Gene Ontology annotation, biological process: fructose 6-phosphate metabolic process; fructose 1,6-bisphosphate metabolic process; canonical glycolysis. Gene Ontology annotation, molecular function: identical protein binding; 6-phosphofructokinase activity; fructose-6-phosphate binding. Gene Ontology annotation, cellular component: cytoplasm; 6-phosphofructokinase complex; membrane. Lineage: Eukaryota; Metazoa; Chordata; Actinopteri; Clupeiformes; Clupeidae.